Molecule: messenger RNA, 3075 nt
Organism: Lobosporangium transversale
Lineage: Eukaryota; Fungi; Mortierellomycota; Mortierellomycetes; Mortierellales; Mortierellaceae
Exons: 3
Coding region: 270-3020 (916 amino acids)
Source: RefSeq, a predicted model, not a curated record
UUUUUUAUUUUCUAUUCAUCACUGUAAUUAGCCUACCCCUUCUUGAUUCUUUGUGAUGACAAAAUAUCAAAAUUCUUCAAGACAAAUGCUUUUUAUUUGAUAUCAUCCUCUUUCUCCAACCCUUGACAAAUCUUUGUUCCUUCGAAGACAUAUACCAUCGUUAUUUAUUGUCAAUAGUUCUUUAUUCAUCCUCAUUUUUCUAUUCCCCACGCGCGUAGCCCAGCCCAGACAAACAAGUCCAAAUCCUAAAGAGCAGAAAUCAAACAAGCAUGCUGACCACACAGAUCCAGAUUCUGCUCUAUUUGGGGAACAUUCAGAUUGUAAGCUGCUCAGUUUUCGUGCCUGUCCCAUCCAUUGUUGUCAAGUCACAUCAAACCCUUGAGGCUAUCCUCCCUUAUCUUCCUCUCUCACUUACUGCUGCGUCUGAACCAGAUCCAAAAGACUCUUCAGAUCAGCAACAGCAACAGCAACAACAACAACAGCAAUUGCUUCUUGGGCCUGUCCCCGAGCCUGACGAUGAAGACCAAUCUGUGGGCCCAUCCUAUUCACGAUCAACAUCACUCGUGCUUUCUUCUCGAGAGUCCCACGCAAAUGCUCGCACUAGCCAUACCGGCCAUCGCACUGGAGGAAGUAAUAGCAACAGUGUGAGCUCUAACCGGAUAAGUCCUAAUUCAUCUAUCCCUGCAACAACCUGCGUCAAAAUCUCGCUUCAGCCUGCGCCAACGUUCGAAUUCGUCAAGCCAAAAUGUCCUCAUUUGCACCAAAAGCAUAGAAACCAGCGCCACCUUAGGCAACAACAACAACAGCAACAACAACAGACUUCUUAUCCUAAUGCCCAUUCUCAUCCUCACCGCCAAUCACAUCGUUACUCCCACAGAAAUAGUAGCAAUAGUGCCAUAGCCACACUCGAAUGCCCUUCCGCUGGCUCUGUUAUUGUCAAAUUCUUUUAUAGCUUCAAGGACAUCACUUCCGGUUCUACUGCUUCAUCAUCAUCUGCUGCUGUAGCCUCUCUACCAGAACUUGUCCAAGUCACGGGUACAUUCAACUCGUGGGAACGGACAGAGCCCUUGAUCUACAACUUGGAGACUUGUCGUUUCGAGGGUCAAGUAUCUAUCCCUCUCAGUAAGUUUGUUCGACAUCAGCAACAGCAGCAGCAGCGGCAAGAACUUCAUCCACAAUCACAAGCUUCUGAGAAGUAUCGCCAUCCCGACGAUAAAAGGGAUAAAAAAAGGAUUCUUUACAAGUUUGUUUUGGAUAACAACAGUUGGGUCACAGAUCCUGACCAGCAGCUCGAGAGAGAUCAAGCCGGAAACCUCAACAAUGUCCUUUCCCUGAACGAAGCACUCACAGCCUCUGCAACAACAAGCAGAGAGGAGGAUGGGAAAGAGGAGGAAUCGAAGCAGCCAGUGCAACAAGGUUCCGAAACGGAGGUUUCCAAUGUUCCUAUCCUUACAGAGGCAGCCCAAAACAAGGUCAUACCCGAACCAGAAAUGGAAGAGAUCGCACGCUCCAAGCACAAUCAAGAAAAAGAGAGGAGUGGCGAAUACGAGGAUGUCGAUGGGACAAUUCACCAAUUAAGUGGCGACAUGUCGGAUUCAACUGAAAUUACAAUGAGCGAUCCAGUGAUUUUGCCGCAGCAUUUUGUUGUCGCUCAAAAUAAGACUUCUGCUUCAACUCUUGCUGUGGAGAAGGAGAAGAAUGAAGAGGAAGAAGUUGUCACGGCCAAAGAGCCUUUCAUCACUCCCGUUGUUACUGAAACCACCACUAAAGAAUGCAAAAGAAAGUCGACCUCGAGCAAAUCUGAGAUCAAGGUUACUGAGGCUGCUGUUAAUAUCCAAGCUCAAGAUAACAACAACAAGACUGAAUCUAUUACAGCAUCUGUAAUUGAAGAGGAGGAUGAAGAUGACAAGAUUAUCCGUGAGCUCGGUGGUGGGGUGUGGGGAGCGCCUUAUUUCAAAGUCAAUGAUCCUACUCAUCUGUCCGAGCAUUUUGUUGGGGUCCUCAAUCAUCUUGAUGGUCAAAUAGUCACCGAUACGAAUAAGGACGUAACGGCGUCAGAAACCAUUGCCACUACUGGCAAAGAUGUGCACAUUCUUGCGAGUGAGUCCGUUCAUAAAACGGAAACCAUGGAUAAUACAGCUGUCGAAGCCACGGGCGGUAUGUUCUUGGAAGAGUUCAAUGUUCAAAGGGCCCAAGAACCUGUGGCGGAGGCCAUUAAGGCAAUUGAAGAGAUCGAGUCUGCACCAGCAGCAGUUAUAGAAGCGUCAGCACCGGGAACAGUGACAGCGGCAGUGAUGUCUGCCUCCGAGGGUAAACCGAUUGUAACGACACAGGAUACUCAAGACAGCAUCGAGGCUCAGGAGACAGUGGAUACGACCACGCUCAUUCGUAGGCCCGAGGUGAAUUGCGGUCGUCUACACAAGCUGACCACGGCGAUCAAGCCUAUCCAACAUGGAGAGAGCAUUAUUGUCGAACAGAUCCCAGAAACUGUGAUCGAAGACUCUGUACCUGCUGGGGAUGUGGAGCCUCAGAUGGAAAUUCUGAAUGCCAAUGACAAUGAUACUGAUGGUGAGGAUAGUGUCGUUCUCUUGCAAGGCCAACCUAUCGAGAUCGCUACCCUGCCUUUGACCGAGGAGAGCCAGAUCUCGAAUAAUACUUUGGUUAGUGAUACUACUAAGUCUCCAGUCGAUCUUUCAACUUCUGCAGGAGUUGUGAUCGCAGUGAUGACGACUGUGACGAUCGCUUCCUCUGAGAAGACUGAGAAGAAGCAGAAGAGAUUGUCGACCUUGUUGAAGAGUAGACCCACCAGUUCUAUGUUUUCUGGAAACCAAGAUUCAUCCUCCACUAUCGUCACCUCUACCACUGUAGUGACUGUAGAUACGUCCUCAAGUACAGCUUCGUCUACGAUGAAUGAAGAUAACGAUGAGGAAGCCAACAUCCACGAAACCUAUGGCGAAAAGAUGGAGAAGAACGAAAGACGAAAGUCCAUCUGGAAGAAUAUCAAGAAAGUGCUUGCAUAGAGGUCAAUACAAAGUAAAGAUUAUCAUACCCCACUCGGACUAAGACCAAACAAAU